Nomascus leucogenys (northern white-cheeked gibbon) is the source of this 5725-nucleotide messenger RNA. RefSeq names its product solute carrier family 4 member 10 (gene SLC4A10). Lineage: Eukaryota; Metazoa; Chordata; Mammalia; Primates; Hylobatidae. Gene Ontology annotation, biological process: bicarbonate transport; transmembrane transport; monoatomic anion transport. The record is from RefSeq and is a predicted model, not a curated record. The transcript has 27 exons. Gene Ontology annotation, molecular function: solute:inorganic anion antiporter activity; sodium:bicarbonate symporter activity; monoatomic anion transmembrane transporter activity. Gene Ontology annotation, cellular component: basolateral plasma membrane; plasma membrane. The coding region runs from base 259 to 3702 and encodes 1147 amino acids.
GUAGGAGCCAUGUGACUCUGGUGAGUUGGAGUGUGCAAUUGCCUCCUGCUUCAGAGCUACCUGAUCCGAAUACUAAGCAGAGCGAGUGCCGGGCUGAGUGUAAGACACUGAAGACACUGCAGAGCAAGGUGCUUAUUCCAGAGGCGUUACAAAACAUGGAGAUUAAAGACCAGGGAGCCCAAAUGGAGCCGCUGCUGCCUACGCCCUGAAGAUGCUGAGACAUAGAGAUGGCUGUGAUUAUCUUUUGUAAGACAGGAAAUGCAGUCUUUAGGGGUUUCUGGAAAUAGAAAGGUCAUGCAGUCUGGAACCUGUGAGCCUUUUCAAUCUCUAAGUCAUCAGAGAAAUGAUGAAGAAGCAGUUGUGGAUAGAGGCGGAACUCGUUCUAUUCUCAAAACACACUUUGAGAAAGAAGAUUUAGAAGGUCAUCGAACACUAUUUAUUGGAGUACAUGUGCCCUUGGGAGGAAGAAAAAGCCAUCGACGUCACAGGCAUCGUGGUCAUAAACACAGAAAGAGAGACAGAGAAAGAGAUUCAGGAUUAGAGGAUGGAAGGGAGUCACCUUCUUUUGACACCCCAUCACAGAGGGUACAGUUUAUUCUUGGAACCGAGGAUGAUGACGAAGAACACAUUCCUCAUGACCUUUUCACAGAACUGGAUGAGAUUUGUUGGCGUGAAGGUGAGGAUGCUGAGUGGCGAGAAACAGCCAGGUGGUUGAAGUUUGAAGAAGACGUGGAAGAUGGAGGAGAAAGGUGGAGCAAGCCUUAUGUGGCUACUCUUUCAUUGCACAGCUUGUUUGAGUUGAGAAGUUGUAUUCUGAAUGGAACUGUGUUGCUGGACAUGCAUGCCAACACUUUAGAAGAAAUUGCAGAUAUGGUUCUUGACCAACAAGUGAGCUCAGGUCAGCUGAAUGAAGAUGUACGCCACAGGGUCCAUGAGGCAUUGAUGAAACAGCAUCAUCAUCAGAAUCAGAAAAAACUUACCAACAGGAUUCCCAUUGUUCGUUCCUUUGCUGAUAUUGGCAAGAAACAGUCAGAACCAAAUUCCAUGGACAAAAAUGCAGGUCAGGUUGUUUCUCCUCAGUCUGCUCCAGCCUGUGUUGAAAAUAAAAAUGAUGUUAGCAGAGAAAACAGCACUGUUGACUUUAGCAAGGGACUGGGAGGCCAACAAAAGGGGCAUACUAGUCCAUGUGGGAUGAAACAAAGGCAUGAAAAAGGACCUCCACACCAGCAAGAGAGAGAGGUUGAUCUGCAUUUUAUGAAAAAGAUUCCUCCAGGUGCCGAAGCAUCAAACAUCUUAGUGGGAGAACUGGAGUUCUUGGAUCGAACUGUAGUUGCAUUUGUCAGGUUGUCUCCAGCUGUAUUGCUUCAAGGACUGGCUGAAGUCCCAAUCCCAACCAGAUUUUUGUUCAUUCUUCUGGGACCCCUGGGAAAGGGUCAACAGUACCAUGAGAUUGGCAGAUCAAUUGCAACCCUAAUGACAGAUGAGGUAUUUCAUGAUGUUGCCUAUAAAGCUAAAGAUCGUAAUGACUUGGUAUCAGGAAUUGAUGAGUUUCUGGAUCAGGUUACUGUUCUCCCUCCUGGAGAAUGGGAUCCAAGCAUUCGAAUAGAGCCUCCCAAAAAUGUUCCUUCCCAGGAGAAGAGGAAGAUUCCUGCUGUACCAAAUGGAACAGCAGCUCAUGGGGAAGCAGAGCCCCACGGAGGACAUAGUGGACCUGAACUCCAGCGAACUGGAAGGAUUUUUGGGGGACUUAUUUUAGAUAUCAAAAGAAAAGCUCCAUACUUCUGGAGUGACUUCAGAGAUGCUUUCAGCCUGCAGUGCUUAGCAUCUUUUCUAUUUCUCUACUGCGCCUGUAUGUCUCCUGUCAUCACGUUUGGAGGACUGCUGGGAGAAGCAACUGAAGGGCGUAUAAGUGCAAUUGAAUCCCUCUUUGGAGCAUCCAUGACCGGAAUAGCCUAUUCUCUCUUUGGUGGACAGCCUCUUACCAUAUUAGGCAGUACAGGACCAGUUUUGGUGUUUGAGAAGAUUUUGUUUAAAUUUUGCAAAGAAUAUGGGCUGUCAUACCUAUCUUUAAGAGCUAGCAUUGGACUUUGGACUGCAACUCUAUGUAUCAUACUUGUGGCCACUGAUGCUAGUUCCCUUGUCUGCUACAUCACUCGGUUUACUGAAGAAGCUUUUGCUUCCCUGAUUUGCAUCAUUUUUAUUUAUGAGGCCCUGGAGAAGUUGUUUGAACUCAGUGAAGCAUAUCCAAUCAACAUGCAUAAUGAUCUGGAACUGCUGACACAAUACUCGUGUAACUGUGUGGAACCGCAUAAUCCCAGCAAUGAUACAUUGAAGGAAUGGAGGGAAUCCAACAUUUCUGCCUCUGACAUAAUUUGGGAGAACCUAACUGUGUCAGAAUGCAAAUCAUUGCAUGGAGAGUAUGUUGGACGGGCCUGUGGCCAUGAUCACCCAUAUGUUCCAGAUGUUCUAUUUUGGUCUGUGAUCCUGUUCUUUUCCACAGUUACUCUGUCAGCCACCCUGAAGCAGUUCAAGACUAGCAGAUAUUUUCCAACCAAGGUUCGAUCCAUAGUGAGUGACUUUGCUGUCUUUCUUACAAUUCUGUGUAUGGUUUUAAUUGACUAUGCCAUUGGGAUCCCAUCUCCAAAACUACAAGUUCCAAGUGUUUUCAAGCCCACUAGAGAUGAUCGUGGCUGGUUUGUUACGCCUUUAGGUCCAAACCCAUGGUGGACAGUAAUAGCUGCUAUAAUUCCAGCUCUGCUUUGUACUAUUCUAAUUUUUAUGGACCAACAGAUUACAGCUGUCAUCAUCAACAGAAAAGAGCAUAAGCUAAAGAAAGGUUGUGGGUACCAUCUGGACCUAUUAAUGGUGGCUGUCAUGCUCGGUGUAUGCUCCAUCAUGGGCCUGCCAUGGUUUGUGGCUGCCACAGUCCUCUCCAUCACUCAUGUCAAUAGCCUAAAACUGGAAUCAGAAUGUUCAGCUCCAGGAGAACAACCCAAAUUUCUCGGCAUUCGGGAGCAAAGGGUUACUGGGCUUAUGAUUUUUAUUCUUAUGGGUUCAUCAGUCUUUAUGACCAGUAUUCUGAAGUUUAUUCCCAUGCCAGUGCUAUAUGGAGUGUUUCUUUAUAUGGGUGCUUCAUCUCUAAAGGGAAUUCAGUUCUUUGAUAGGAUAAAGCUCUUCUGGAUGCCUGCAAAACAUCAACCAGAUUUUAUAUACCUAAGGCACGUACCACUUCGAAAAGUGCAUCUCUUCACAAUUAUUCAGAUGAGUUGCCUUGGCCUUUUGUGGAUAAUAAAAGUUUCAAGAGCUGCUAUUGUCUUUCCCAUGAUGGUGUUAGCCCUGGUAUUUGUAAGAAAGUUGAUGGACUUGUUGUUCACGAAGCGGGAACUCAGCUGGUUGGAUGAUUUAAUGCCCGAGAGUAAGAAAAAGAAACUGGAAGAUGCUGAAAAAGAAGAAGAACAAAGUAUGCUAGCCAUGGAAGAUGAGGGCACAGUACAACUCCCAUUGGAAGGGCACUAUAGAGAUGAUCCAUCUGUGAUCAAUAUAUCUGAUGAAAUGUCAAAGACUGCCUUGUGGAGGAACCUUCUGAUUACUGCUGAUAACUCAAAAGAUAAGGAGUCAAGCUUUCCUUCUAAAAGCAUUGAAAGCCGAAAAGAGAAGAAAGCUGACUCAGGGAAAGGUGUUGACAGGGAGACUUGUCUAUGACUCGAUCUUCAAUUUAUUUUUUACAUAUAUAUGAGAAGAGUGUCACAAUUAUUAAUAAAACUGCUUUGAUCAUGUAUUGUAAAUUCUGUCCCUCAACCCAAAUCCACCUUCAUACUGUAAGUAGUGCAAUACUUGUUUCAUUUCUGUGUUUAAACUUCUGAGCAGUGAGACAUCCCCGUGAGCAGAUACAAUAGCCAAUGCGAGAAUCUGUGUGUUCCUUGCUGUACGUCAGACAUUUGUAAACUGGAUUCUGAUUGUCAGUUUUAUGAGAGCAAUAGCUUCCUUAAAGAGAUAAGUCAUAUUUACCUAGUUUGUAUUUUCCUACUUUAGUGACCUGAAGAUGCCUGAUAAUUUCAUUCAGAAGAAUUUUUGAAAGGUAGUCUUACUUCUUUUUAGUUUUUAUAGCUUAGCAUUAGUGACUUAUUUCAGAAGACCCAAAUCAAAAAGUUAGUUUGAAAGCAUUUCUUAAUAAUUGUAUUUAUGCAUUUCCUUGAUUUAAUAUGAUAAAUUUAAUACUUAACAAUUUAUAUGUAACUAAAACUUAGUCAUUUGAAAAAAUAUAUAGAAACCUAUUUACAACUUGUUAAGGAGAAUCAGACAUAAUGUAGAGUUAAGUAGUAUUUGCUUAAAAUUCAAGUUGUGACUAAUGAUCAAAUACUAGGCUUGUACGAAAUGCUUUAGAAAAACUUUGUAAUAGUUUUGUGGGAUUUUUCAAUAUAAACCUUUAUCAGAAAUAUGCUAAGUUUGUCUCCCACUGACAACAGAUGUUUUCCAAAUAAACAUAUUCUAUACAUACUUGUGGAAUGCCACAUGGUGAAUCAUUGUAUGUGAAAUUCCACUCCUGUACAGUUACUCUGCAGCUAAUGGUCAUGCACUGCUUAAUGCUAGUCCUGAAUCAUGUUCUCAUGUUAGACUAACAGGUCUCCAAUUGUCAUUUUUUUUCUGCAGAGUUUUUUUUCCACUUUUAAAUUAAAUGCAUGUUGUGGAAAAACAGUCUUUUAAAAUGAAAUUUCAGAUUCCAUUUGAGAAGGUUCUGUAGAUAUUUCAGUCCAUAUAAAAUAAUACAUCUUUACUAAACUUAUAUAAGGAGAAAGUUAAGAAGUUUUGGAUAUUACUAAAAGUACAGUAUUUGAUUUCACUUUCAAUGAAUGUGAAGUCAAUAAAACUAAAUCUCAUAAUGCUCUUGGUUCCUAAGAAUGAGUAGUAAUCAUCAACUUUAUAAUACUCCAAUAUUCGGUUUUACAAUAAUUCAGAGCCCUGUGGCUUUAACAGACUGUUAAUUAUGUACUCUGUUGGAAGUGCGCAUAAAAAAUGAAGAAAAGUUCCUCUUGUGAUUAAACUAAUGGGAGGAAAUAAAAUCAACAAAGCCUCCACUAAGUUCUACAUUUUGAUACCUUUUAAAAAUUCCCCUCACAAUUCUUUAAGGAGCCCCCCUUUUUAUGGAACGUGAGCCUAAAAAUUAUAGAAAGAAGAAUUUUAAGUUAAUAAAGUUUGUAUUUAUAAAUGCUGAAAAAAUACAGAAACUUUCUGUUCCAAAUGUGUUGCCUUUGUGUAUUUUACAAUACAGAUACUACACUGUAAACAUUUCCAUUGUUUUAUGAUUUAGCCAGUGAUUCCCCAAAGCAGCCUCUUAGCGUUUUAAUAUAUUAAUAACUGUUCUGUUAAAAAUGAUCAUAGUGAAUUUAAAUCUUCACAUGGUCACCUAUUUGAAUAAGCAAUCAUAUCCAAUGAAAUUCUGUAUUUCUGAGUAUUUUUAUAGUCAUUUUGUUCUUGUGUGAAUUUUAAAGCUAUCCCUAUGUUAAUCCUAAUAUUUUGUAAUCAUAUAAAAUAUAAGAAAAAUGUAGUAUUAUAUAUUUACUUCUAAUUUCAGAUUCCUGGUCAAAAUUACUGAAUAUCUUGAAUGUAAUUUAGUGCAAAGUUUAAAUAAUGUGUAAAUGUGACUAGGAUAUUGUGUUUUUCACAAUUAAGAAAUGUUAUGUGGAAAUAAAUAUUUAUCCUAACUAACUUCCUUGCACAUUUUAAA